Molecule: messenger RNA, 1740 nt
Organism: Mesorhabditis belari
Lineage: Eukaryota; Metazoa; Nematoda; Chromadorea; Rhabditida; Rhabditidae
Source: the annotation of a GenBank genome assembly
AUGUGGGCAAUUUUACUCAUUUCUUUUCUUUUUCAAUCGUUCAUUUUGGCGAAAGAUGGGCCGAUUGUUGAGACGAAAUAUGGAUCGUUGCAAGGCUUAGAAGUGGCGGCAAAAGAUGGCUCGAUGGCGAACGUUUUUCUCGGAAUUCGAUACGCGAAUGCGCCUGAUAAUAUUUAUCGAUUUGAGAAACCUCACAUUGUCGACAAUUGGGCCCCGAUUUUACAUCAUGCAACCCGUUUCCGAGCCUCGUGCAUCCCCGUUCAUGACGCUCACGUGAGAAACGAUAUCGACUUCAGUGAGGAUUGUCUAUUUUUGAACAUCAUGACGCCAGCAGAAAGGUCGGGCUCUCUUCCCGUUCUCGUUUUCAUUCACGGUGGCGGCUACGAGGUCGGAAAUGCGCACGAGUACGGCUAUCAACGUCUGGUCGACCAUUUUGUCACAAAGGGAAUCGUCGUUGUCACUCUCCAAUAUCGACUUGGACCACUUGGUUUCUUUUCACUCGGCGAUCAGAAUGUUCCCGGAAAUAUGGGACUUUGGGAUAUGGCAACUGCUUUGGAAUUUCUCCAAGAUGUUUUGCCAGUUUUCGGAGGCGACAAUGAGAGGAUUACUGUAUCCGGUCACUCGGCUGGAUCAGCCGCCGCUUCUGCGCUCACCUUUUCACCACAUGCUGACGUUUAUUUCCAUCAAACAAUCGAGUUCUCUGGGUCGAUGUUCGCUGAAUUCGCUCUAUCCGACUUGGUUGUUGAAGAAUCCUACGAGCUAGCGAAAGUGGUUGGUUGUCGAAAAAAUGAUCACCGAGAGACGGCGAAAAUCCUGGAGUGCAUGAAGGAGAGAACGAUACAAGAGAUCCUUGAUGGAGUCGAGAAGAUUGGUGCAGCUCGCGAGCAUCCGAAUUUUCUGAAAUUCCAUCCGCGGAUCGACGGGGAAUUCUUCCCAUAUCCUCUCGAGCAAAUGCUCAAAUCGGCUCAGCCAAAACCAGUGCUUUCCGGCUUCACCGAUACCGAAUCGGGGAUUUUCGUUGAGGGUUUCGAAGGUUUCCCGGCAUUCAACGGAGUGGCCAUUCCAAAAGAGAAACGAGCUGAUUACUCGGAGAAAGAUCUUCACGAGUUUAUCGCUCAAAAAGUGGCUACUGAACCGGAAUAUGGCAGAAAAAUGGGUCCUUUCGUCGAGCUACUUGACGAGUAUUACAUUCGACGAAUGGCUCCUUCAAGCCCGAACAAUCGCUUUUAUAUGCAUCGGUACACAGAACUACUCUCCGAUCUGCAAUUUGUCGUCCCAGCACUUCACGAUCUCGAGUUGAGACGCUUGAAUAAUUGGCCGAGUUGGUUAUACGUGAUCACCUAUCAAUCAUCUUUGGAAAGGAGACUGAAUCGAACGAUUGAUGGCGCUUGGCACGCAACCGAGUUGAAAUAUCUCUUUGACUUUAUGGGAAUCAAAGAGGAUUUCUUCUCGGCUGAAGAUCUCGAAUUUCAGAAGAAUUUUGUUGAUUCCUUGGCGGCUUUCAUCAAGAAUGGAGACCCAUCAACACCAGCUUUCAAAUGGAACCCAGUCUCAAAGGAUCAGCCGUGGACGUAUGCCGAGUUUGGCUCGACUCCAAAAAUGGUCAAGGAAUACAACCAGGACACAAUCGAUUUCUGGCUGAAUCGUGUGCCGAAAGCGAUUGGGGCGCAGAAUUUGCAGCGAAAUCGUCUCCCCGGCGCGCAUGCUCAUCACGUUCACUCUAAUGUUCACACCGAACUC